This is a messenger RNA of Medioppia subpectinata, 387 nucleotides long. NCBI's taxonomy places the organism in Eukaryota, Metazoa, Arthropoda, Arachnida, Sarcoptiformes, Oppiidae. The record is from the annotation of a GenBank genome assembly.
AUGGAUGUGGCAGUGAUUAAACAGGGUUGGGAUGAAGUGCCCACUCUCUUCUUCUCGGUGGGCAUCGGAGUGGUUGCGGGCGUUUGUAUGGUCUAUCGGGUCGCUCACACCCCUCCCGGCGGACACAUCACACGAUUCAAAGAGCGAUAUAUGGGUGAUCGAGACUUAGAUCGACUCAUGACUGGAAUAUCUCGAGAUUUGAUCGAAAAGUUUAUAAGCUUGACAUUAGUGUCGUACCAAAUGGGAGGCUCAAUGUUCCGCAGUAUGGGAUGCGGAACCGGUAGGAGUCCCACAAGUGUUCCGUGUUGUAAGAAUUUGAGGAUCUCGUUCUCGUCAGUGAUUCCUUUGUCAAUACACAUCUUCUCCACUUGUGGUACCAGAACCUGA